AUGGGAGACAGAACUCUGGCCAUAUGGUAAGGAGCAGGAUAUUAUCACUUCACCACAUGCAACAUUGCCAAUGGAAAUACUAAUAUGAUCUAAAAUAUCAAUUUCCCAACUGACAUCGAAGGAUUAUGGACAUAUGUCUAUUAUUCAUACAGCAGAGCCAGUAAAUAAGCUGUUGCAUUCAUUCAAUAUGGUAACGAUGCUCCAUAAACAAUUACUCAUUCCACCUAACACAAAGAUACUAAAUAUGUCAGAUUUAUUUUGGGAGGUAAUGAUGAGGGUAGAUACCCAGGAUUCAAUGGUCAAUUCACAAGUGUAUCAAUUGAUUAAACUUUAUAUUGGUACAUCUUGAUGAAUUCAAGGCAUUUGUUACAAAGAUUGGAAUAAUUGACAACUGUAGGUUUGGUUGAUUAAGUCAGCAGAAGUUCUGAAGCAGACAUUACAAAAGAAGCCACUGUUGGAGGAGGUGAUUAGAAAUUCCCAUCUGAGUAUGCAAUUAGUGGUUGGUUCAAAUGGAAACCAACAGCCUAAGCAUCAUGGCAUAACAUCUUCAGAGUCUAAAUUAAGAAACCAUCAACUGAUAACUUCUUGGGAGAUAGAACAUUAACAAUGUGGGUUGGUACUCCUGAAGGAGGUAUUCUCCAUUUCCCAACUUACACAUAUGACAAUAUGGUAGGUGGAGGAAAUACAAAUCUCUACAAAAACAUUCAACACAAAGGAAGACAUACUGAAUGGUUCUAUGUUUAUUAUGGUUACUCAAGAACAAUCUCUAAAGCUUAAGUUUACGUGAAAUGGGCAUCAUCAGAUGAUGCUCUUACUUAUGAUAAUGUUAGACAUUAUUUGACUCCAGAAUUCUAUGUGUUUGUUGGCAGAGAUAAAUAAUAUCCAGGACUUAGUGGUAAGAUGGGUUACGUGAAAUUCAAUCUUGGGGAUGGAUCAUUCUUAAAGGAUCCAAAUCUCGAUCAUCCUUAAGAUGCUUUUGGAUUCAAAUCAGGAAUUGAUAAUUUAGUUAAGAAACCUUCUGCUGCAAUUGAACCAGGCACACCAAUUACUGAAGAAUUAAGCAACGGCUUCGAACAAAAGACCCCAGUUAUUGAUAAGGCUGCACCAGCUUGA
Paramecium tetraurelia is the source of this 1113-nucleotide messenger RNA. RefSeq lists its product as uncharacterized. Lineage: Eukaryota; Ciliophora; Oligohymenophorea; Peniculida; Parameciidae. The transcript has 2 exons. Gene Ontology annotation, cellular component: nucleus. The record is from RefSeq and is a predicted model, not a curated record.